This is a messenger RNA of Xyrauchen texanus (razorback sucker), 2777 nucleotides long. RefSeq names its product divergent protein kinase domain 1C-like. Lineage: Eukaryota; Metazoa; Chordata; Actinopteri; Cypriniformes; Catostomidae. The transcript is spliced from 4 exons. The coding region runs from base 438 to 1811 and encodes 457 amino acids. The record is from RefSeq and is a predicted model, not a curated record.
UUGGAGGACUGUAAUUGUGGAAAUAAGGUGAGAAAAUACAAGAGAACUUGGGGAAACGAGGGAAGUAAAGUGGUGAAUGAGAUACAAAGAGUGUCUCUUGUCCCAGACACUGACGAAUUCUUCACACACCACUGCUUGCAUUCAUAAAACAAAUGCAGGAAAGACGGAGAGGAAGCUGGCUGAGAAAGAUAUUUGUAUGCUGCUCAGCAUAGUGCAGCAGCAGACCAGUCCAACCAGGUAUGCAAGUUCCCCAAGAAGAAAGGAGGUUAAUCGCAAACGCUGACCCCCUGGAAGAGCAGCAAGGUAGAUAUCCUCAACAACAUCACCACGAUCACCACAGAUGUCAGCGGAAGGAGUCCUGAGGCAGAACCACAGCUCCACCAGAUCCUUGAGUGGAACAGGGGGCAGAGGGCUCCUGCGGCAGGGGGUCCUGACAGAUGUGGUGGUCCCUUCGCAGGGCCCUGGGGUCGCCCCACGGGGGAUCCGUCCUCAGGUGGCUGGGGGUGAAGGUGUGCCGUAGGAGCGCUUUGCUCAUAGUUCUGCUCUGGCUGGCCUUUUGGCUCUUCCUCAACAGUAUGGUGUUCGUUCACAGGAACAUGUUCUCUGACUUCUGCACCGAUGACAAGAGCAAACAGAUUCUGCAGAGGGUGUGUGACGAGUAUCAGCAGGGAGUACUGACCGGUGACCUCUGCGAAGACCUCUGUGUGACCGGUCAAGUGGAAUACAAACGCUGCCUCUAUUAUGAGAAUGGCAAGAAGGUCAUGGCCGCCAGUUGGCGUGGAGUGCCUGUUGUUCUCAAGUCUAAGCUGGAGAAUUUCUCUUCCUAUGAGGCUUUAGCUCUGCUAGAGUACCAGGAUGCAGCUGGAGGGAUAGGGAGCGAGGAAGAGCUCUCACCUCUGGAUGUUGUCUUCUAUGCCACCCUGGAGAUCAAGAACUCUCUUGGCUUGGAGACAGGAACUAAUUUGACUUUGCCACGACUCUGGGGCCAGAGGCUGAAGGAGAAAGAGAGGACUUACUCGCGAGCGGAACUGGCCUCGCUCUGGGCUCUGCUUCAACAAGAGGAGUACACGUUCCUCAAAGUGCUACAGGAUUUAACCCACCAUGUGGCCAAGAUCCUAGGCUCAUGUGGUCACUUUUAUGCCGUGGAGUACUUGGUGGCUGGACACACGUGGGACCAAAACAUCUUCUCUUUGGAGGAGCUGUCGCUCAGCCCAUCACCGAGCCCCUGGAGUGGGGAGGAAAGGACGUUAAACGCAAGAGAUAUGGUACCCAGAGUGGCCCUGAGCUUUCUAGAGAUGGUGGAGCAUUUUGACAAUGACUUUUCACACCGCUUGCACCUUUGUGAUAUCAAGCCAGAAAACUUUGCUAUCAGGAAGGACCUGACGGUGGUGGCAAUAGAUGUGGACAUGGCUUUUUUUGAGCCCAAAAUGAGAGACAUACUUGAGCAAAACUGCACCAUUGACAAUGACUGCAACUUCUUUGACUGCAUUUCCAUGUGUGACAGAAGUAAAAACAGAUGUGGACCAAAACGUAAAAACAGCAACCUUCAGGUGAUCUGUGAAAAGAUCUUCAGGCCUUGGUUUUCUCCCACGCUGCUUGGUGCUAAAGCAGGGCUCCCUCUACAGGUGGAGCUGCAGCGAGCCGUGCAGGAGUGCGCAGAGACAGACGGCAGGGAAGAAGAUGAGCGCAGGUGGAUGGUACGACAGCAGCUACAGGCUCUCCUCAUGGAGCUCAUUCAGGAGGACACAGGAAACCAGGGUGAAGGCCAGGAACACAAUAUAAGACGAGUCCAUACGGCACUUAACUUCUAAACCAACUUGGGACCUUCAAAAGAGCUAUAAUAGAACAAAUUCAGUCCUGUGCAAUGCUGGAGAACUUUUCUGAUGACUAUAUCUAGUCACGACAUUUGAAAAAUAAUUAUAGCAGGUUACUAUUAAUCUUUAAAAUAUGUCUUUUUAAAAGUUUUAGUUCAUGCAAAAAGGGAAAUUUUUUCAUCAUUUACUCCCCUUCAUCUCAUUCAGAAUGAUCACAAUGUGAAAUUUAGGCCAGAAGAUCAACAUUUUGCUGCUGAAUUUGGUCUACUUAUGAAAUUCUAACCACUGCACCCAGUGGCUGAAACCAGAAGUUCUGUUGAGGUAAAAUGUCCACAGAGUGGCGCCAAAGGCUAGUUAUAUUUUUAGUUGUAAAUAAUGAAAUACAGUCAACAGAAAUGCAUGUCCUAUGAACUCUACCACCUAACCCAAACCCUAAACCUAACUGUCAAUGGAGUAGCAUUUUUAUUUUAGAUUGAUAAUGCAACCUCCAAAUCAUGCUCAGCAUUGUUGAAGUGAACACGAUCCCUUCCUGGUUUCCUUGGUACCAGAAAUGUGUCUCGAAGAUUACUCAUAACAAUGGCAUAAUAAAAAUGGCAAAGGGAAAGGUUAACACAUUUUAAUUGAUUACAAAAUUAUUGAUGGUGGAUGAUGCUUGAAUGGGGUCAAUUUCAGAGUAUAUGAACAUUCAGAAGCGGCAUGUUGAUUUAUUGUGUGAUCAUGUUGUGUUCCAACCCUGUAUGACUCUGUUCCAUAUUUUUAUUUUUGGGUGAACCAACCGUUUAAUAUUGGCUAUAUGGUUAUGUACAAUUCUGUUAAGGGUGUAGAUUUGCCCCUUACUGUUAUGUAAGAAAAAGGCUAUCAAGGAAACUCUGGAUCAUUUUAGCUAAUGUUCAAUUUUGUUUGUUUUUUGCUGGAGAGAAAUUGUCUACCUGUAAUUUUGUGUAAGCAUUUCAAUAAACCAUG